AUGGAUCUCACUGCAUUAUUAUUAAACCCAAGAUCUAAAGAGGUUUCUACGAUCUUAUCGAGAAACGACCGCCGGAUUAUAUACCCGACUUGUUCACGACACCUGAAACCAUCAAUCCAAACCCGUUUGCUAUGGAAAGGUACUGGAAAGAUACAUGAAAGCAAUAAAACCAAUUCCCAGCGGGAGACGGGGAAAUAUCGGCGGACUUUUUUGUUCAGGAUAUAUGGCAGAACUCCUCAGCUUUGGCGGACUCAAGCGGCCUACAAUCGCCACCAUCGGCAGUGGAACCUAGGAAAGGAUAUGAAUUGGCCCAAAUUGAUAUUUCAAGACUCUAACAUCGGACAAAAUUCUCAGAAGCGGUUUUGGUGGGAUGAAAGAGCCCGUGCACGGCAGAGGAUGGAACAAAUCAAGAAGGAGAUAGAGGCCGAUCCUUAUGGAGUGCUGUUUGGAAGGAGGCUGGAGCCUUUCAGCGCUUUGAAUAAAUUUGAAGACGUUUUUGCAUCUUUCUAUCGUUCGCUUUUCGGUCUCGACAAGGCUGAAAACUUCCGAUCCUUCGACACGACAGCGCAUAGGAAGACAGCCAAACAUGCCUCUGCAGAGGUUCCCAAAAAAGAUAGUCAGUUCAAACAACCAGUGGCUGAUAGUACUGCAAGCUCCCUACAGGAAUUCAAUACGGAUAAUCUCGAGUUUGACCCUAUCAGUGGCCGCAUGGUACCAAAGGGAUCGAGUGUCAUUGAUGUGCCUGAAGAGAAAGGGAAUGUCAAAGACGCAAGCCCAGCAAAUGUGCCUGCCAAGAAUUCCGAAUCGUACAACGAACGCACUGGUUACCUGUCCUCCAUUGAUCGGCCGGAUGCCAUAUCGCAGUUUCAAACAUCAGACGCUGAGACUCCCGGGUAUUCCUGCAACUCCGGGACUUCGCGGGAGAAAGUAAAGUUGGUGUUGGGGCCAGAGGACAAUAAAGGAUUAAAGGAAUCCCACAAAGAUCAAGCAACGAGGGAAAGUGAAUUAUCUGAGCCUCGAGAGGUGUGGAGAGAGAACCCGAUCGAGACGUCAAAUAAUGAAUUUGACGAACACAAACCACUUCGGUCUAUGAACAAGGAUACGAGCCAUGACAAGUGCGAUGGAAAUGAAAGCUUCGUACCCCCACACCUGGGCUUUAAUGCUAAGAUUGAUCCGGUGUGGACGAACUCUUCAAUUUGCGAUUCUUCGCAGCAUACGGAGACAAUGAGAGAGGAGAACGAGAAAGCGGAGGAUUUGGAUAUCUUGAACGCCAGCGACAUCCGCUCUAGUUAUAUUUCUAAAAGGUUCAAUACAAGUCCGGAGUCACAAAAGCGAAUACGCGAGGAUUUGGAUGAUGCCUUUGAUGCAUAUGUUGACCCGGCCAGCGACAUCGAUAUCAAACGUGUCCGGGGAAGAUACAAACAUCUCGAGUCUAAACAACAGCUGGAUGGAGCAACCACCGGAACUGAAGGCUCAAAUGUGGAGUCAUUCAAAGAAUCCCAUCCAAACAGCAAACGCGAAAAUGCAGGGCCUCCAAAGCAAUUUGAGCUGUCACAUAGCAUGCAACAAUUACCCCCAGAAAGCACCUCAUGUACCGAAUCGUACUGUGUUCUUGCAUACGAUCCUUCCACUCAUGAAGUGACGCAAGCAGAGGCAAUGUCAUCAUUGCAGAAAGCGAGUGAAACACCUCAUCCUAGCGAGGUUCUCUCCCGACUAAACAAUCUAUCCAAGUUUUUGCCAUAUUUCGCAAAACUGAAUUCUGAUGGCUAUGAGAUCGUGUCUGGCAGUGGUGACGUGCUUGUAUUCAGGAAAGUGCUCGAUACUGGGAACUACGAUACUGGCUCUUCUCUUGAACAACUUGCAAAACAGGAGCAAGAAGUCAAAGCAUAUGUAAGAAACGAGCCCCUCUUAGAUGAGGAGUCUGUGGAGAGAUCAGGUCUAUUCUUGGGACAACGUCCCGAGCAAGAAAUCAACGCUUCUAGCCCCCCCAGACCGCUAGGGAGGCCUUCUGCGUCUGAUGAAGAAUCCUUUCCGAAGACUCAAACUACUCCCAAUGGCAGGUCUAGAAUCGGUCAAGUUUUGCGCAGAAUGUUCAUUAGCGGCGUUGCCACAGCGGCAACGUGUUAUGCUCUAGGUGUUGUGGGUGAAUAUUUUCGCACGGGUGGUCAAGAUGGACUAGGUAUCGAUGCGUUCACCGAGUUUGAGUCGGAAAGACGACGGAGAGAGGCCCCGUAG
Molecule: messenger RNA, 2235 nt
Organism: Aspergillus tanneri
Lineage: Eukaryota; Fungi; Ascomycota; Eurotiomycetes; Eurotiales; Aspergillaceae
Exons: 1
Coding region: 1-2235 (744 amino acids)
Source: RefSeq, a predicted model, not a curated record